AAAUGGAUGGAGAUGGCGGAGAAGCUGGAGGGAGUUAUUCAACAAACAAAGAUACAUUGAAUGACCCAGCGACAAUGACCCAGGAGCAGCUUGAACUUCGACUUCAACAAAUACAAGAUUUAAACUCGAGAAUCCCCAAUAGUUUCCGCGACCCAAGAAAUGCGCCUAUGCGGAAAAUGAGCGUGGACCUGAUCAAAACCUAUAAACUAAUCAAUGAGAUCUAUUACGCCAAGAAGAAAGCCGACAAACAACGACAUAAGCAUGCAGCGCCUGCAACAACUACCGAAGAAACCACUAAUAUACAUACUGCUGCAGUAGCUCAAACUUCUCACGCAAGCACUUCGCAACGGAAGAGCCACAACGUAACAGGGGGUGCCCAUAUGAACAAUAUUAUCAUUAGCAAUAAAUACGAAACGGGGCUGAAUAACGACGGCUUUGAUGACGACCAAUGCGAUUACAUCGUGAAACCCAAUGAGGUAUGGAUGGACCGAUACGAAAUUGAAGCUUCAAUCGGCAAAGGCUCGUUCGGCCAGGUUGUGCGCGCAUACGACAGACUAGAGCAGGAGUAUGUGGCUAUUAAGAUCAUCAAAAACAAGCGCAUGUUCCUGGAACAGGCACAGAUCGAAGUGCGACUCCUGGAAAUGAUGAAUAGAGCUGAUAGGUCUAAUAAAUACUACAUAGUGACAUUAAAGCGGCACUUUGUGUUUCGCAACCACCUCUGUCUCGUGUUCGAACUGCUAUCCUGUAAUCUGUACGAGCUACUGAAGAACACCCAGUUCCACGGCGUCUCCCUCACCCUCACUCGCAAGUUCGCCACCCAACUGCUCACAGCCCUCCUCUUCCUCUCCUCCCCUAGUCUGUCCGUCAUCCACUCGGACCUGAAGCCCGAAAAUAUUCUCCUCUGCAACCCGAAGAGAAGCGCAAUCAAAAUCAUAGACUUCGGAUCAUCGUGCCAAAUUGGACAGCAGUGUUUCCAGUACAUCCAGUCGCGCUUCUACAGGAGUCCCGAGAUCCUGCUGGGUAUCCGGAACUACGACACAGCUAUUGACACCUGGUCAUUAGGCUGCAUACUAGUCGAGAUGCACACGGGCGAACCACUGUUCCCCGGACAGAACGAAUAUGACCAGAUGAACAAGAUUAUAGAAGUGUUGGGUCUGCCACCUCGACAUCUUCUAGAGCAGGGGACUAAAGCGAAGCGCUACUUCGACCAGCACCCGGAUGGAUUGUACCAUCUGAACAAGAAACACAAGGACCACAAAAAGGAGUACAAGUUGCCUGGCACGAGAAAGUUGCACGAUGUGUUGGGAGUCGAGACCGGGGGUCCCGGGGGUCGGAGGAAAGACAUGCCAGGACACUCUGUAGCAGAUUACACCAACUUUCAGGAUCUGAUUCUGCGCAUGUUAGAAUUUGACCCCAAGCAGAGACUGAAACCGCUAGAUGCACUCAGUCACAAGUUCUUCAAGAAGAUGAGCGACGAGAGCACGAACACUGCGGCUGGAGUAUCUUCUUCAGCUGUCGCAGGCUCGGUUAUCCCCAAUGUCCAACAGCAACACAACCACCUCCCAACGUCCCCUCAACAGAUCAUAUAUGUCAAAAAUAAGGUGUCAUCAUCAACUGACCCAAGAGUGCAACACUCGGCACUUCUAGCUGGAAUCGCCACCAACAUUCACCCCCAGUCAGGACUGACUGCUGGGGUCGGAGGAGGGGGUGGGGGUCUGCACGUGACUAUGCAGGGCAGGAGGGCAUCGGGAGGUUUAGGGGGAGGAGGAGGGAUGCAAAAUACAAACACAAGUGCCAUUGAGACGAAGCCAUUGUUCGAUUUCAAUAUUCAAGCUUCAGCAAGACAUCAAGACGUAGCUUUGUCUCCCUCGUCUGCAAACUUCAGAUCGCCCGGAAAUAAAAUGUCGUCAUUGGCCAAAAUGGGAAUAGGAAACGUGCCUAAUGCGCUGGGCGCCUCGUCUGAAAUCAUCCUCGCCUCUGAUCAGCAUCAAAGCAGCUCUGUAGUCGCGCCGAACGGAGUUCUAGUCUCGCCGAUCUCGGCAUCUAAUGUAAAUGCGGCCAAAAUGCAACAGUUUUUCAUCGACCGAGGGGAUAAUGGUCUUUCCAUGAACACUUUAACCCACUCAGGAACAAAUUUACCCGGCCCGGUGGGAAAUAACCCGUCAUCUUUUCACGUUGCCUACGCGAAACAACAGCAGCACAUGGUGCAAUCAGUCGUUCCUCCGGGACACACGCAGAGCUUCUCCAACAUAGUGCUCGGAAGUCCACACGCGCAGAAUAGUAUAAACCAUAUGUACAUGCAACAACCCUCGCAGCAGAUACAUGCGUCUUCUGGUGGAUAUAAGACCCUAGAUAAGCAACAACAGAGCCAUAUGCAGAUGGCAGGUAGUAGAAUCAGUCAUCCAGCUACGGUUAUUCUAGCCGGCCCUGGACCCUCGGGAGAUUCGAGUAAUCGUUCUAUAUUGGGAUCGCCUGCAAGCUCAAAUUUAGUCAGCGCAACAUCGCUGACUCUUUUAAACCAUAAUAACCCCCAUUCUCACACACAACUCCUCAAUUCACCCUCGCAAUCUCACCAACUCAUAGGAACUACGAGUCUGGGAACCAUCACCGGGGCUCCUGGAACUGGCUCUGGAUCCUACAUCUUAGCACCCUCUGUUGGUCCUGGCAAGACCUCGAUGCAGGGAUCCGCGACUGCGUAUACGAUAGACCCGUCAUCAGCGACAGCCUUGUACCUUCUAGAAACUACCGCCACUGGCGCCCAGCCUAGUAUGAGCUUAAAGCCAACGGUCAUGAGUCAUACGCACCAACCGCAUGCAUCAGCAGCAGGCAGCAAGUGAAAGCAUUGUCGAUUAGAAACGGUGAUGGAUUGAAGUAUGCUGCGGAGAGCUGGAAAUAGAAAAUGCGUGUAAAAAUUAUGGUGCUCUGAAUGCUAUUUUGAAUUUGUAUUGUCAUUUACACAGUUUUGUUCGCGAGUUUUAAGUUAGCUAGCUACUCUUCAUUUGAAAGUUUCAAGGAACACAAUAAAAAAGAAGUCAAUGCAGGCAGUGCAGAAUUGGAAGUCUCCUCGGUGCCUCGAAAGCUGUAAGAGAUAUACACGGAAGUGAGAUCAGCCCCAAGUUUAGACCGAGUUUUCGCUUUCCUGGUCUCUGAAUGUAAAAUGGUUGCACGGUUUUGGUUCUGCUGAACUUCGCGCUGCCUGUGAACUUUUGCAUGGACAGAAACCAAAAAUGCCAGAAGUUUGGGUACUCGAAGAAGUCGGGACUAAGAAGUUUGAAUUAUAACGAAGAAAACGCAGGUGUUGUUCGAGUGUUGCGGCGAUAUCAAGGAGCAACUGAAAGCUUUGGGGUCCAGAAAAACAGUUUAUCAGAAUUGGAGAGAAAUUUUGUGCAACUGUAGUGUUCUGUACUUUUUGGAAGUGUUCGUUCAAUUUUAAUGUUUUAUUCGGACGGUCAGUCGUCGUGGAUGCAUUGUUGUUUUAAUGAAAAAUAGUAUCAAAUACAUAUACCUUCAUUUGCAAGUUGUA
Messenger RNA from Symsagittifera roscoffensis, 3523 nucleotides. Its product is annotated as dual specificity tyrosine-phosphorylation-regulated kinase 1A-like. Gene Ontology annotation, molecular function: ATP binding; protein serine/threonine kinase activity; transcription coactivator activity. Gene Ontology annotation, cellular component: nucleus. Bases 3 to 2837 code for a protein of 944 amino acids. The transcript is spliced from 13 exons. NCBI's taxonomy places the organism in Eukaryota, Metazoa, Xenacoelomorpha, Acoela, Convolutidae. The record is from RefSeq and is a predicted model, not a curated record. Gene Ontology annotation, biological process: protein autophosphorylation; positive regulation of DNA-templated transcription; peptidyl-serine phosphorylation.